Lethenteron reissneri (Far Eastern brook lamprey) is the source of this 1382-nucleotide messenger RNA. RefSeq names its product heat shock protein family B (small) member 1 (gene HSPB1). The record is from RefSeq and is a predicted model, not a curated record. Gene Ontology annotation, cellular component: cytoplasm; nucleus. Lineage: Eukaryota; Metazoa; Chordata; Hyperoartia; Petromyzontiformes; Petromyzontidae. Gene Ontology annotation, biological process: protein refolding; negative regulation of apoptotic process; response to heat.
GACCCACACACACAGUAACAAACUCAUCACACACACUCAUACGUGUCUAUAAAUAAACACACACUCACACACAGACACGUGUGUGUCUAUAAAAAGACACAUAGACACGUGUGUAUAUAUAGACACACACGUGUCUGUGUGUGAGAGAGAGACAGCGACAGAAUCUGGGAGACUCUACUCAGCUCCACAUCUUGAAGCACGAUGUCCGAGAGGCAGAUCCCCUUCUCCAGGCCCCUGUUCCGCCACCCCAGCUGGGACCCCUUCCGUGAGUGGAUGCCCCCCCAAGUGCCACUGAGGCUGCCCGACCAGGACUUUGGGAUGGCCGCUCCGUACCCCAGCCUGGCCUCCUGGGACGCGGCCUCUCUGGGCCUCCCCGACUGGGCCCGUGGCGCCUGGCCCUCGUACACGCGCUCCAGCCUCUUCGGUCCACCGAGCCCCACCCCCGGGCACGCGGCCUCGCCGCUGGCGACGUCCUCCCAGGGCCCCGGCGCGCCGGCCCCAUUGGCCGGGGCCCCCCUCGGGGGUCCCCUCGGGGUCUCCCUCGGGGGUCCCCCGGCGGCGGCGGGGGGGGACCCCGCGGCGGCGCUGGCCCUGGGCCGCCAGCUCAGCUCGGGCCUCUCGAGCCUACGGCACACCUCGGACCGCUGGCGCGUCAGCCUGGACGUCAACCACUUCUCACCCGAGGAGCUCGUCGUGAAGACGGCGGGGGGAUACGUCGAGAUCAGCGGCAAGCACGAGGAGCGUCAGGAUGAGCACGGAUUCGUGGCCAGAUGCUUCACUCGCAAGUACAUGCUGCCCCCCAACAUAGAGGCAGACCACGUGGUGUCGUCGCUCUCCGCCGACGGGGUCCUCACGGUGGAGGCGACUCUCCCGUUGCCAGCGGCGCCCCAGGACGCAGCUGGCGGCGGCCACGCGGUGCCAAUCCGCUACGAGAGCACCGCACGCAUUGGCCUGCCCGCCACCACGGUGGGCACCACGGUGGGCACCACAACCGGUGCGACUGCGGGCACAGCCAAGGGGGGCAAGGCCUGAGCGGAGACACCACCCAGCCCUCCAUGACAACCACCACCAUCACAGUCACUACAGACACCGUGGGCAGUGUUCAAGAUGGGGGAAAAACGUGAGCGGAGACACCACCCAGCCCUCCAUCACAACCACCACCAUCACAGUCACUACAGCCACCGUGGGCAGUGUUCAAAAUGGGGACAACGCCUGAGCGGAGACACCACCCAACACUCCAUCACUACCACAGCCAGUACCAUCACCACCACAAUCACCACCACUACAACCAUCACCACCACCACCUUCCACCCAGCCCUUGCAUGAGCAACACGGGGGGUCUUUGUCUACACGCGGCUUUGUGUGAAACCGGUAACCGAAUA